Fibroporia radiculosa is the source of this 996-nucleotide messenger RNA. RefSeq lists its product as uncharacterized. The transcript is spliced from 2 exons. The record is from RefSeq and is a predicted model, not a curated record. The coding region runs from base 1 to 996 and encodes 331 amino acids. Lineage: Eukaryota; Fungi; Basidiomycota; Agaricomycetes; Polyporales; Fibroporiaceae.
AUGCUCACUUCCGAACCCCAUAUCGGGAGCCUGGUUCGGCAGAUGCUCAUCGUGCCACACCACGGCCAAGGCCAGGUGUACGGGGCGUUCCCGUUUGUGUUGGGCGAGAAGCUUCCACAAAUCGAGCACCUCUCCCUCGACCUCCGCCGGGACUACUACCCUUAUGUUCACCCGGACUUCUUUCAGUUGCUCUCAGGCUUUUCUACUGUCACCAGCUUGGAUGUACACCGUAUUCAAUUUCCAUCCCUGAACGACUUCGGUCUGCUCAUCUGCGCAUUCCCCCGACUGACCAACCUCUCAUGCUGGAUGGUGAGCUGGACCAAGAAGACGUAUGACGCUGGCACGUUCAAAGCGCUCGAUCGGCGCCUCUCUCUUCGGUCCCUCUCCUUGAGAGAUGUGCGGGGCAUGGGCGAAAUGGUCGAGUGGCUGCUCACCGUAACUUCUAGUUUGCAACUGGAUACCAUUUCCCUGCCUACAGUAUCCGUGCGUGACGUGGGACCCGUAGGAAGGCUACUCGACGUUGUGGGCGCGAGUCUGCGACAUUUGGAAAUUGGGAUAAUCUUGCGAGCGUCCCCUCAGCUCCAGACGAAGGCAGUGACGGAAUGGGAGGGCAGCGUUGGGACCUAUCCACGAUUGAUUCGUAAUACGAGCCUUACCUCUCUCCAGAUUGAUCUGCAGGGCACUGAUUCAGACAAAUGGGCGAGCUGGGCAUCUGGACUCCUCUUGCAGACGGCACCGUCUUGUGUUUCACGAAUCACGAUCUUGAUACAGAUCCCAAGCAGGCCGACGAAGCUCAAGCAAUCUCACUGCGGCUCGAUUGAUGGUGUGUUAUCCCUACCACAAUUCUGUAAUCUGCGUCAAGUUGUUUUCCAAUACGAGGACGGCACGGAUGCUGAGCGUUUGGAAUGGUUCCGCGGCGCACUCCCAACCUUAUUCCCGUUGACUUGUGCGCGGAAUCUUGUCCGCCUCAAACAGGGUGGGCUACUUAUCGUAUGA